Messenger RNA from Rhinocladiella mackenziei CBS 650.93, 3240 nucleotides. RefSeq lists its product as uncharacterized. Gene Ontology annotation, cellular component: exosome (RNase complex); P-body. Gene Ontology annotation, biological process: mRNA catabolic process. The transcript has a single exon. The record is from RefSeq and is a predicted model, not a curated record. Bases 1 to 3240 code for a protein of 1079 amino acids. Gene Ontology annotation, molecular function: RNA binding; 3'-5'-RNA exonuclease activity. NCBI's taxonomy places the organism in Eukaryota, Fungi, Ascomycota, Eurotiomycetes, Chaetothyriales, Herpotrichiellaceae.
AUGUUGGCGUCGAAAAGCAAUGCAAGAAUAACAAUAAGCCAGCAACUAGGAUACAUAUGUCCAGAAUGUCGCAUCCGCCUCCGAAGACGACUUGCUGCACAGCGUCCCUCUAUCCUUGCCGCCUCUAGACAGUCUCCUGAUUUUACCGGCGAUCAACACAAACAAUCUGCCCAAAGACGAUAUUUCAGCACAAACGGCGAACUUCGGUCGUUGGAACAGGUGACUCACCACACUGACCUGCCGCUUCCCUCAGGCACGUCGAGUGCACCGAAGCCGAAUGCGAAAGGGAUAGGGCUCGGGAACUCCAUUAUCCGCGAUCAUUUAAGAGCAUGGAGCAUUCAGAACGAGAAGGACAAGCUAAAGAGAGCCGAAGCUGGCUUCCAAGGCCCAGGAAGACUGACCGCACUUCCCGAUUCACUCUUCAUCGAAGAAACAAGAUUUGACGAUGACCAUCGAGAUCUGGACCCAGAGCUCUCACAAUAUGAAGAUGAGCUCGAGGGCGCAGCGAUAUACAAUUUCAAUGUCGGUGAUUUGUUAUAUUUGGAGCCGAGGAACGUCAGGUUUCGUGCACAACUGGCCGUUUUUUUGGGUAUCAGCGGCUCUCAGGCUCAAUUUUUCCUUGCCGAUGGCAGAUGGCUGGUCGAGAAACCGUCAAACCUGACCAGCCCGAUCUUACCGCAAUUCGCCUCCGCCGAAGAGGUUCAACCGAUCCAGAAGCACCUCCCGAUAAAGCCUGUGGAGAGGAAGGUAGAAAAUCUAGACAUUAAGGCCAGUGAACCUUUUGCCGACGAUGUCCCGUAUGUGGAUGCGGCCCCUCUAGUGCAACGCCUUGCAGAUUUUACGGAGGAGAUGUUGUCUUUCCGCCGAGAACACAUUCAACUUCUUGAUUCUCUGUAUGAGCGGAUUGCCGAUGAUGAGCACUACACUAGCCUCUCGUUUGACGGGCUCCUCGCCAAGUUGUUGGGUGCAGGAGAGUCAAAGGAAAUCUCCCAGGCAGCCCGGAUGAUGGUAUAUCUUUCGGUGAAAAAAGAACCGGCCUUCAUCCAACCAGUCGGCGCCAGGAUUAUAGAUUCGGGCAAAUUCAUCAUUACUCCCAAACGACUUGCCGCGACGUUUACACAAGUUUGCGGUUGGGCUCGACAAUAUCAAGAAUCCGCAGCUCAGGCAGCCCAGGGGAAGGACGUUACCAAGAUCCUGGAACGCAACCCGCUUCUCGCGUUCAUUGACAAGGCAAGGCGUCUCAUCCUCAAAAGCCGCGCUCUCCGCUCUCCAACAACCACAGGCAGUCUUGGGCCGAGCUCCGUCCAGUCCAUCGUGGAUUCCAAGGUCGCCACCAUGCCCACGGGAGAAACCUUCUCUGAGCACGACAAAAUGUUUCUGGAAUUUCUCUGGGACACUUAUAUCCGUCAACCAGACUCCAAGAUUCGUACUCGCCAUCAUUCCAUCGGCUCGCUGAUUCUCCGAGCUAUUGGCGCGUACCCCAAGCUUCGUCUUGAACGAAAAAUUGGCAGCCUUUUAUUGCAGGAACUCGGAGUGCUCUCUCCAUGGGCAGAAACCAUUGAUCAGAACGUGACCCUUCAAAUACCCGGGCGGAGGGGAUGCCACGAAUUGGAUGCGCUCUGUCGCGAAUCCGACAAACUGUGCGAAGAAAUCGGGUUGAAUGAAGCACCCAAUGACAGGCUGCUCCACGAUUCCAUGGCUUCAUUACGACAAGACUUUGGUGAAAUCCCCGCAUUUUGCGUGGACAAAACUUCAACCGCCGUCAGGGAUGAUGCAUACUCUCUUGAACCUAACGACGACGUCCCAGGCACCUACUGGAUACACGUUCACAUUUCGCAUCCCUCAGCUUUUUUUGAUCCGGAGCAUGCCUUCUCCAAGAGAGCCCGUGCUCUUUGUCAAAGCUUAUAUCAUGUCAACUUUACUCACCCGAUGUUUCCUUGGGGACUUGCUGAAGCCUUGAGCAUCAAGGAUAAUGGCCCGGCGCUCACUAUUAGUACCUUACUUACGGAGGAUGGCGAUGUUAAAGACAUCAAAAUUUGGCCCACCAGGCUCCAGAACGUUGUCGUCCUGGAGCCAGAAGGGGUGGAUGUGACUCUCGGAGCACCCUUGGAGGAGAAAGCUUACUUGAUCGUGGGCAAUGACGAAGGGCACAUCGUGCCCUCUGGUAUCGAGGUAUCGGCAGAGGCCAUAGAGAAGGCCCAGAGACAUCGCCCCGUCCUUGAAAAACUCUACAGUUUGUUGCUCGCUCGGAAUGAAGCCCGUCGUCGGGACGUUCCUGAAUAUGCCAAUUGGUGGAUCGGCCAACCAAGCUGUCAAAGCCUGGUUUCCUACGUUGAAGAUUACGACCCCGACCGUCUCUUUCAGAGCUACCACUACUACGGCGACCCGGCCAUCAAGUGCUUUGCCGACCGCUUUCCGAAGCACACUCGACUAGCAGAAAGCACCGACGAAUAUUCUCUGACUAACAUGGCCAUGAACCUCGCCGGCGAAUCUGCGGCGAAAUGGUUGGGAGAUCGGAACAUCCCGGCCAUCUUCUCAGGGGCUCUCACGCAUCCAGGUUUCCCAAUCUCCAAGCUCAACAGUAUGGGUCGUUAUGACCCGAAAUUUCUUCCCCUUUCGACCUUCUCGUCGUCCCCUGUUCCCAAUGUGUUUCUCUGUGCCACCGCGUACUCACGUAUCAGCAGCCCACUCCGGCGAUUUUCCGAUCUCCUAUCACACUGGCAAGUGGACGCGUAUUUGCGAGCGGAAGCCGCUGGAUUAGUCACGCAAAAAGCUGAUGCCAGCACCAUUGAGCUCCCUUUCACGAAAGAAAUGGUGGACGAAUAUAUCUCAGUCGACACCGCAAGGCUACGGGAGACACCACGUGUGAUAUCCAAGGUCCCCCCCAAAGAUUGGUCUAUGCGAGCGCUCUUCCGCGCCUUUCACUUCAAAGAAGCAGAAUUACCGGAAAAGUGGGAUCUGAGAGUGUCGACUACCUCGAUGAAAAUGACUACCCCGGACGACAGUAGGCUGCGGGGGUUUCUCUUGCCUUUCGGUUUCUUCGCGAAAGUGUUGACCUCGAAGGAGGGAUGGGAGACAGACUCAUGGCUUGGUGCUUAUCUACCGGUAAAGAUUGAACUUGUCGACCUGGACACGAUGUGUGUCUCAUGUUGUGCCAUCGGACCGCCCCGCAACACGUUCAACUUCACGGAUCCUAUCAGGAUCGCCCCGAGACCUGUAAAACCAUCACAAAAGAACUGA